GCUCGUACUCGUCGUACAGUCUCUCGCAAGGUGUGGUUCUUGGUGCCGUCGACGGAAGUAUGCCGCCGCGGGAUCAACAAGUGCCGCGCGAGAUCCACGUCCGGGAAGCGAUCGAGCUGGCGCGCCGCUAGUCGUUCUCGAUCCACCGUUGAGGAAUCGCGCGAUUAAAGGCGCAGACUUUCCCGGUGAGUGCGCGUAUCGGAGCCGCGAUUAUCGAGCUCUCGAUCGCGCUUCAGUUGGAGAACGCAGUUCAAGUUCGCUCGGCCGCACGGACGCCGCUGAGGACGACGCCGUCCGAUCGAUCGGUAUCGUCGACGACCAAACGUGGGUCAAACGCGUGGUUGCACGACGCGCUACCGCCUGAAUCCUCUCUCAGCCUGAAUUUGAGGGUUAAGAAUUGGUGCACACGUGUCAUCGUAUUGUCAGUGCCGCGCACGUGACCCCGCGAAUUUGUUUGGCGCGCGUUCAUCUUGGUGAGCAGCAGCGGGAUUCACUGCCUGACGGACAUGAAGAUCAAAAUGCCUAGGACGUUGCUGCUCCUGAUCAUCGGCUUAUUAGCGAAGGUUCUGGGAUUACCUAAUGGAGCACCACCGGAGGCAUGUUACGAUUUAAUGCCGCGUCAUUCUAGCGGCUCCCUCCAGUCAUCGUAUCCACCUUAUCAGGUACUACCCGCACCUGGACAAGGCAGGGUUCGACUGACUCUCGGGAGUCCUCAAGGUCUCCCAUACGAAGGCUUCAUGAUCAUCGCAAAGGACAUUAACACUGGCGAGAACGUGGGAGAUUUCGCGAAUCUGCCCGAUUCCGCAAGGUACCUGGAGUGCACGCAGGGCACAAAGAAUGGCGUGACUCACACGAACACCCAGAAGAAGCACAAUCUUGUAUUCGAUUGGCAAGCUCCGAUCGAUUACGAGGGGACCAUUAUCUUCAAUUCCACCUUCGCUCAGGAUUACAGCACGUACUGGGUCGGCGUGGAAUCAGCUAAAGUCGCCGUUUCCAAGCGAUCCAUCGACGUAUUAGCCACACCCCCGCCCGUUAUUACUUUCAGGACCACCACGCCGCCCUUCUACAGACCUACCGUCGAUUAUGCGACGAAGAAUGAGGAGGAUCCGUUUUACGCGGGCUGCCACACCACCAAGAACUGCUUCGGCGCGCCCGCGGGUUGCAUAAAAACCAAGGACUGCAUCGCCGUGGUGGCCGUGAUUGUGCGGGGCGACCAGUAUAUUUUCGAGAUGCAGGCGCGGAGGAACGCCAAAUACGUCGCUGUCGGUCUAUCGGACGACAAGAAUAUGGGUGACGAUAGCGUAGUCGAAUGCACAAACGAGGGCGACGAAAUUGCGUUACACAUGUCUUGGAAUACUGGAAAGCGAAAUACGCGUCAUGCGACGCCGGAAGGAGCGGUUCAGCUGGAGUCCGGCACGACCAAAGAUGACGUGAUUCACUGCAGAUUUCGACGAGACAAGCUUACUGUUGUUCAUGGACGUACAUAUGACCUUGUCAACACUCCGUACCAUCUCCUCGUAGUUGCCGGCACAGAUCUGAGAAGAAAUGGCGUUGACUUUCACGAUCUCGUCUAUCUCGGGACCAGCAGCUCGAAAAGACUUUCCGAUGUUGGCGAGUGGACUGCAGCAAGCGAUAUACUGAUUCGCCUCCAUGGCGCACUUAUGUUGGCGUCGUGGAUCGGCACAGCCUCCAUCGGGAUGCUACUCGCGAGAUAUUACAGGCAGACGUGGGUCAACUCCCAGCUAUGUGGGAAGGAUCACUGGUUCGCUUGGCACAGGUUCUUCAUGGUGCUCACCUGGUCGAUGACGAUCGCAGCCUUCGUGAUAAUAUUCGUAGAAUUGGGCACGUGGAGUUCCGAGACGAUACACGCUUCCGUUGGCUUGGCCACCACGAUUCUAUGCUUUAUUCAACCCUUCAUGGCGGCUAUGAGGCCACAUCCUGGCGCACCGCGAAGAGCUCUCUUUAAUUGGGCUCACUGGUUCGUCGGCAAUGUGGCAAAAAUAUGCGCCUUAAUCGCACUUUUCUUCGCUGUGCGACUGAACAAGGCUAAACUCCCGGAUUGGGUCGACUGGAUUCUUACCGCAUACGUAGUGUUCCACGUUCUAACUCACCUUAUUCUCACAUUCCUUGGAUGUGCAUCUGACAGACAAGUCAGUCAAAGAGUGAAUUCAUUCCCGAUGAAAGACAUGCAUUCUCGCGGAUCAAUGGUGCAUCCAGAUGCAAGACGAGACGCUCCCCAUUCCGGCAUGCGGAAGUUCAUUUUCGGUGUGUACUUUGUGGUUAUCGUCAUGUUCGCCGCAGCCCUCAUAGUGAUCACCGUGUUGGCACCUAUCGAGGAAACGUGGGCCACCUUCACCAACACUAUCUCGAAUUACUGAGGCCGCUAAUCAACGCGCCCUGGAAAUAUUUAUCACCACCACGAUACUCGCACGGAAGAUUUCGCCUGUGGAUGGAUAGUGUUGCAGUUCUCAGCGACGAUAUAAUCCUGACGCGACUUUCUGUAUGCAAAUUAACACGAGGAGCGCGUAAAUUUCUGUUCGUGUAAAGGUGCAAAUUGUGCACGAAGACGUACUACAGACUACUGCGGUGCUGACAAUAGUUUCUACUCUUUCCAGAUCUCUGAGAGGUUCGUUAUCCAUACUCCCAUUUUAAUUAUAUUUCGUGAUUAAAAAGAGAUUUCUGCGUAACAUAUCUUUUACUCGGAAGACAUUAUGUCUAAGAUUUGCAUACUUCAUUAUUACUGUUAUUAAAGAAAUGUUUUGGGAUUACUUUUUUUUACUUACGGAAUAUCUAUCGAUAUUCUGUCCAAGAUAUUCAGCUAGCGACGUAAGCAUUUGGCUAAUUUUUAUAGUAAUAAUCCUCGACAUAUACCAUAUGUCGAUGGUAAUAAUCGAUUUCAUAUCCGAAAGAGGUUUAAACAAAAGUGGCUCCAUUUUUUUAGUCAAAAUAUUGAUAGAAAUGUGUUUUUGAAAAUUAUUUAAUUAUAGGUUUAGUAAAAAAAUUUUAGAAAUUGUUAUUAAAUUUGAUUUGUUCUUGGCAAUAUCGUACGAUGUAAUCUUGAUCGAAUAUACACGUAUACAAUACAGUAAUUCUUUCGUAAGAAAUUAUAAUUAUAAUUAACAGGCUUAUGAGAUUAAAAAGCAAAAUCUUAAAAGACGUUGAAAGCCUAAAACGUCUUUUAGAAUCGUGUAUAAAAUGCAAAAACGUAAAAAUACGUAAUACUUGUGUGUGCAAUAAAAUCUUUUCGUUAAGUAUAAGGUAGGUGAAUCCUUUGAUAUUUAAUGUUAACUACCUUCAGCGGUGGAAACAAUCGAUAUUAUUAUACGUAAUUAUAUAAUUAACAUCACAUUUUUGCGACUGAUGUAUUGACUGCUGUCCGUAUAACUGUUGCAAUAUUUACAUAUAUUUAAUAUUCUUAUUUUUGCAUUUACAAUGAAGUCGACUUGCCUCAGUAUAAUAACAUAAUCUUCAUUAAUCCGCGAUUACAUCCGAUGAAAAUGAAACAAAAGCGAAGACAAGGUACCCCCGUUUUCGUAAAAUAUCUCAUCAUAUUUCCAGUCGAUGUAUAUUAUAUCGAGGUACAUGAAAGAAGAACGGAAACUAUUCUUUUGAAGAUUUAAUAGGUAAUAAGAUUACAGUACGUUUUAUAUGUGCUAUUUAAGUUCUAGAUAAAUUAAUAUUAAUUAUUAAGGAAUGAGAAUAAUCGAUUUCAUUAAUCUUCUUUCAUAUAGAUAUAUCUUCCGUUAGAUCCUUAAAUUUUUUCUUUACUGGCCGUUAUUGUCGAUAUUUGUUUCAAAACUUAUUUAUAUUUUAUUUUAAUUUCUAAUAUGAAUUUAGUCUUUACAUGUUUCUUUUUUUAAGGAGAGUUGGCGGAAGAUCGAUGAAAUCGUAAGAAUUUUCGCAAGUUCAAGAUUUGUAUUAAAUACAAUAGCAGCUGUAUCCCGAAGUUUCGCUGAUUUCUUAUGUGCAGACGGUGCUUUUCUACUUACAUAAUACUUAUUUAUAAUAAAGUCUACAGUAUUAGCUUUUGCAA
Ooceraea biroi (clonal raider ant) is the source of this 4033-nucleotide messenger RNA. Its product is annotated as putative ferric-chelate reductase 1 homolog. The record is from RefSeq and is a predicted model, not a curated record. Gene Ontology annotation, cellular component: membrane. NCBI's taxonomy places the organism in Eukaryota, Metazoa, Arthropoda, Insecta, Hymenoptera, Formicidae.